Schistosoma turkestanicum is the source of this 418-nucleotide messenger RNA. NCBI's taxonomy places the organism in Eukaryota, Metazoa, Platyhelminthes, Trematoda, Strigeidida, Schistosomatidae. The record is from the annotation of a GenBank genome assembly.
AUGACAAAAAAUCCAGUGAAUGCAAAUGAACCUUAUGUGGCGUAUUUAACAGAUGGUGAAAUCGAUGACUUACACCAAUCGAUUACAUGCCCACAAUGUAUACCGAAUUUUUAUACAACUCGUACUGGCUUAGAAUGUCGUCGUCAUUUUUGUGAAGUUUGUGGUCGAUUAGCUAAAUCGAAUUUAAAAACUGGUCCACUAAAUGUAAAAUAUGCUGGAGUAUUACAACGUCAAUCCGAUUGGAUAUCAAGUACCACAAUGCCGGAUGCUUUGAAACAGUCACGUGAUGCCAUGAUAUAUUACAGUAAAUAUAAACAUUGAAUGAAUGAAUGAAUGACGACUAAUGGGCGAUUAGUAUUCACAGCGUUGUAUGAAUUUAAAUAUAGAUUUUUUCUUUAAGACUUACAGAAAAAUAUUC